UUUUUAUUAUUAUUAUAGUAACGUAAACUAGCACAGCCUUGUUCUGGGAGGCACCAAAUGUUUUGUUGACAUUAAAGAAACAGCUGCACCGAGAUAGCUGUGCGGCGUUUAAUUGACCUCGGAAAUGUAAGAACCAACGAAUAUUAGCAUACAGAAAACGACACAUAACUACAAAAAUACAAUAGCUCUCUAAGGCGUCCUUUUAGAUUUAUGAAAACGGUUUAAAAACAUAAAAAAACAAAAUAGCUAAGGAAUUCAACUGAAUAAUGAAUUUCAGGAAGUGUAUCUAUCUUCAAACACAAACGUACUUUUUUCACUACAUAACCAAAUACGUUUUCGCAUGUUGCUCGAAUAUUUCUAUAAAUUUUAUCUAGAAAAAUGCGAUAUAAUUUUUUAGUCUUACAUAAUACAAACGCCUAUACACUUAAUGGAAUGUGUGCAUCCUGGCCUGUUCACGAGCGGAAUUGUUUGACGUUGGAACAGGGUUUCCUUUUUCCCCAAUGAAUGCAACACAAGAGGUUGGCACGUGACGUGCAGCCAAUCAGGAAAUAGCGCCCCUCCCACUUCCUCUACUAAUGUGUCAGGGUUGGCUAAAGUGAUGCUACAGUUUUUGGAGUCGAAAGCACGUUGCUUUGACAGAGAGAGGAAGCUGUUGAUCAUUUAUUAAUCUGCUGAAUAUUCUGACAUCAUGCCGAGCCCGAGUGAAAACAUACUUUUUGGGAUGGGUAAUCCCUUGCUUGAUAUCUCAGCUGUUGUGGACAAAGAUUUCCUUGACAAGUUUGGACUAAAGCCAAAUGACCAGAUCCUUGCUGAGGACAAGCACAAGGCCCUGUUUGCUGAAAUCGUCCAGAGAAAUAAAGUUGAGUACCACGCCGGCGGCUCCACCCAAAACUCAGUGAAAAUUGCCCAGUGGAUGAUCCAGAAACCGCAUAAGGUGGCAACUUUUUUCGGAUGCAUUGGAACGGAUGGUUUUGGCGAGAUCCUGAAGAAGAAAGCCGAAGAGGCCCACGUGGACGCCCGCUACUAUGAGCAAAACGAGGAGCCCACUGGUACCUGUGCGGCUUGUAUCACUGGAGACAAUAGGUCCCUUGUUGCUAACCUGGCAGCGGCAAACUGCUACAAAAAGGAAAAACACCUGGACUUGGACAGCAACUGGGAGCUGGUGGAGAAAGCCAAAGUCUAUUAUAUUGCAGGCUUUUUCCUGACCGUGUCACCAGAGUCCAUCCUCAAAGUGGCCAAGCACGCUUCAGACAACAACAAGAUCUUCUGCAUGAACCUCUCGGCACCUUUCAUCAGCCAGUUCUUCAAAGAGCCCCUGAUGAAGGUCAUGCCUUACGUCGACAUCCUGUUUGGGAAUGAGACGGAGGCGGCCACAUUUGCCAAAGAGCAGGGCUUUGAGACGGAUGACAUUGCAGAGAUCGCGAGGAAGACGCAAAACCUCCCCAAGGAGAACACAAGGAGGCAGCGAGUGGUGGUUUUCACCCAGGGCAAGGACGACACUGUUGCAACAGUUGAUGAUCAAGUGACCAUGUUUCCUGUUGUGGACAUCGACCAGAAUGACAUUGUGGACACUAAUGGAGCAGGAGACUCCUUUGUUGGAGGAUUCCUGUCCGCACUGAUCCAAGAUCAACCGCUGGAGGAGUGCAUCAGGGCGGGUCACUACGCGGCCAACGUCAUCAUCAAGAGGGUUGGAUGCACCUUCCCAGAAAAGCCAAACUUUCACUAAUGGAUCAAAUCUUGACAUUCUUUAAGCAAGAUGCUUAUUGUACAUACACAAUUUCGAAUUACAUGUACACUUUUGUAUUUAGUCCACAAAGCAUUGCGACAAGAUUGGAAAUUAUAGCGUCAUAAAUUGAUUUAUGUUUAUGUAUAAAAACAUAUAUAUACAUAUGUAGUAUAUAAUUAUAUUAAUAUAUA
Oryzias melastigma (Indian medaka) is the source of this 1917-nucleotide messenger RNA. RefSeq names its product adenosine kinase b (gene adkb). The record is from RefSeq and is a predicted model, not a curated record. Gene Ontology annotation, biological process: purine ribonucleoside salvage. Gene Ontology annotation, cellular component: cytosol; nucleus. Gene Ontology annotation, molecular function: adenosine kinase activity. Lineage: Eukaryota; Metazoa; Chordata; Actinopteri; Beloniformes; Adrianichthyidae. The coding region runs from base 689 to 1726 and encodes 345 amino acids. The transcript is spliced from 11 exons.